AUGUCGCGAGCUUCCAAAAUGACAUUGGCGCUUACCGGUCUUGGUACUGCGAGCAUUGUUUACUUUGUGCACUGGUCUCAGGAACAAGAGAAAGCGCAAAUGCACAAGGGUGUUGAGCGGGACAUGGAAAAGCAGCGCAUUCGACUGGAGCGACAAGCAGAUUUUGAGAUGCAAAAGGCGCUCGAGGAGGAAUACCGAAAGAUUCAGACGGUCUCUUCAAGCACAGAACCUCAAGGGUCAAGUGGAUGA
Molecule: messenger RNA, 249 nt
Organism: Aspergillus clavatus NRRL 1
Lineage: Eukaryota; Fungi; Ascomycota; Eurotiomycetes; Eurotiales; Aspergillaceae
Product: protein PET117
Exons: 2
Coding region: 1-249 (82 amino acids)
Biological process (GO): mitochondrial respiratory chain complex IV assembly
Cellular component (GO): mitochondrion
Source: RefSeq, a predicted model, not a curated record